CACUCAGCUGAGGUUGGACUGUGCCGCUUAAAGUGGUUACACUUAUGAGCUCAGGACGCACGGAACGGAGUCGCAGGGCGCACAGUCUCUCUCCUUUUAUUGACUUUUGACACAUCAAGAGUGUUUUCCCCCCAUAUGCUGACUUUUACACCCAGUCCCGUCUCCGUAUCCUGUCGGGUAAAUUCACCGUGCUGUUCCGCUGUGGCGAUGGAGAGAAACCGGCGCGACAGCGAGAGGUCCUGCUCCAGCCUCUUGGAGCACCACGACCUGGAGGCUGCAGAAGCCCUGGUCUGCAUGAGCUCAUGGGUGCAAAGGCCAGCACACAAACCGCGCCCCCUCACUCCAACCUCAGACUCCUGUGACUCCCUGGUGCUACAUCCCGAAGUCACAGAGUCCCCCAAAGACAUGGUGUCACUCUCCUCACUGUGUAUGACUCCACCUCAUAGCCCCAGCUUCGCCGAGACCUCAACCACCACUGUCCAAACCUUCUCAGGCCCACGCUCAGUCUUACCGCAGACCAGGCUUUGCUCAGCUCUACCAGGCAGGAGCGGCAUCAGCCACCCUGGUCCACAGCCAGACUCAGCCAUCUCCUCCACCACCACCAACACCUCUGCAGCUCUGAUGGUACCACAGGAGACCACCGCCGCUGGGUCACAAUGCAGAGCCAUGGCAACCAGUGUUAUCCGCCACACAGCAGACAGACCAUUCACUGCCGUCAUUCCAGCAGAGUCUGCUGCCGGGCAACAACAGGUGAGGCUGGUGGAGAUGGAGAGCCAGGGACAGCAGCAGCACCACCAAGGGGAAACCAGAGCCACCAUCUCCCCAGUCUUCACCAUGGCACCUCAGCAGCACACCGAGCCACAGGACAGCACCUGGGCUGCUCCAACGCCGAUGGAGGUGGUUCACAGACUGCCACAGGAAACGCAAGGCCUCCCUGUUGCCACAGCACCAUCUCCAGUCUCGCCCCCCCAGGUCUUGCCGCCGCCACCACCACCAUCGGCCGUGCCUAGCCCUCCUGUCCUCUGCCAGGUCUUUCCAGUGAACGGCCAAACAGGACUCAUCUCUGCGUUCGUCCAGGCGCCGGUUCAGAUGCAAGCUGCCUCCUCCGUCGCCGCCGCGGGCGGUCCCAAGCCGAUCCUUCCCCAGUCCUCCACUCCGUUCCCACAGCAGGUUCUGGUGAGCUCCCCCGUGGGCCAGGGCACGGUGAUGUUCGUGGUUCCUCAGUCUUCCAUGUCCCAGCCACAGCCGGGCCCCCAGAGCGUGGUCACCCUGGGCAACACCAAGCUCCUCCCCCUGGCCCCGGCACCCGUCUACAUGCCCUCGGGUCAGAGCGGAGGCGCGGCGCAGGCUGACUUCUCGCGCCGGCGAAACUACGUCUGCAACUUCCCCGGUUGCAAGAAGACCUACUUCAAGAGCUCUCACUUGAAAGCACACCUCAGAACCCACACAGGAGAGAAACCGUUCAGUUGUCACUGGGAGGGCUGUGACAAGAAGUUUGCACGUUCGGACGAACUCUCUCGGCACCGGCGCACACACACGGGCGAGAAGAAGUUUGUGUGUCCAGUGUGCGACCGGCGCUUCAUGCGGAGCGAUCACCUGACCAAGCACGCCCGGCGGCACAUGACCACCAAGAGGGCCUCAACGUGGACCUCAGAAGUUCGUGACCUCAACAAAAUGGCCGGUGCCAAGGCACCGCCAACCAACUCCUCUGUUCCUCUCAGCGUACUUGUACCCGUCUCAAACUAGACAAACAUGUCUUAGGCUCCACGAGCCACCUCAGGACAGCAUCCCAUUGAACAUUAUAUCACGGGAGAACACAAGUGACAAAUAAAAUACAAAAUGGCUGCUACUACCCCCUCAAACGUGGACAGAAACUGACUUUGCACUGGAUUUUUAAAAAUACAUCGUUGUUUAUACUUUCUUUAUAUAGAUUUUUUGUUUACUUUUGUACAAGUAAUGUUUUCUCAAAACAUAUGCACUCUUUUUGCCAAAGCCUUCGCAUUUACAGUAUGAUAUCUGUUACUCCUCAUCUAUAUCUGUAUAUUUGUAUAUAUAAUAUCUAUAUAUGAAUGUAAUGUGUACUCCAUCUUGCAUUUAUUGACAAUAUAUAAAUACAUAAAUGUUAUUGAUGUGCUUAAGUCUGUAAGUGGACAGUAUUCAUAUAUGUGGUACUAUCUACUGUCUUGUCUUGCUUUGCAUUAUUUAAUAAACAUUUGUUUGUAAAA
Messenger RNA from Engraulis encrasicolus (European anchovy), 2225 nucleotides. RefSeq names its product Kruppel like factor 11a (gene klf11a). The coding region runs from base 136 to 1746 and encodes 536 amino acids. The record is from RefSeq and is a predicted model, not a curated record. Gene Ontology annotation, molecular function: RNA polymerase II cis-regulatory region sequence-specific DNA binding; DNA-binding transcription factor activity, RNA polymerase II-specific. Lineage: Eukaryota; Metazoa; Chordata; Actinopteri; Clupeiformes; Engraulidae. The transcript has 4 exons. Gene Ontology annotation, biological process: regulation of transcription by RNA polymerase II.